CGAGGAUUCAGUCUACGCCGUAGCUUGAACCGUAGCGCGUGUGUGUGUGCUUACUUUGCCUCAAUCAGAGAUAUAAAGAGAAGGCUGAAAUGGGGCUGCCACGUCUCAAGACUUGCUGUUUCAUAUUUGAUUUGAAGACUGGAAACAUUAUCCUGGGUUGUUUCAAUGCGAUCCUGACAUUCGCGAUGUUGGUUAUACUGAUCACGGAGGCAGCGAUGGUCGGCACCAUCAACGCUGAUGAUGGAAACAUGGAUCCCGAGGUGCAGUCAGCAAUCACGGGUCUCUACGUCAUGAGCAUUCUGUUAGUGUUUCUCUUCAUCGUCAAACUUGUCUCUGAUGUCGUAUUUAUUUACGGCGUAGUUAAGGAGCGGCCCGGUAUCAUCAAGUCGUACUUCAUCACGUGGACUGUCUUCUUCUUGUUAUCAUUGUUCAUUUUCUUUUUAAACUGCUACAAAUACAGCCCGGGGACUAUUUGGACCGAAAUGCUUUACAUUGGUGUCAACACAUACGACAUACUUCUGGGCUAUAGUUUUUACAAACAACUAAACGUUAGAGAAGAGAUUUAAGUCACAGCGCUCGAUAACAGAUGGCGCUGUAAAUUUUACGACUACUAGUGUUACUUUUGUAGGUAUUUUUAAUAUUUAUGAAUACUUAUUUUGUAAUUACAAUUAAAUUUAUUAAAAAAUCUUAUAAAGUGUAGCUAUUGUGAUACGCCUAGCACAAUGGCAGGUUUUUAUAAAACAAUGAUAUUUAUAUUUUAUAGCUAUUUUAGUCCAUUAAUUGAGCUUUUUGUGAUCGAAAAUGUUUGUAGGCAAACUUUAUAAAUUCCAAA
Molecule: messenger RNA, 832 nt
Organism: Manduca sexta (tobacco hornworm)
Lineage: Eukaryota; Metazoa; Arthropoda; Insecta; Lepidoptera; Sphingidae
Exons: 5
Coding region: 90-566 (158 amino acids)
Source: RefSeq, a predicted model, not a curated record